UAUCAUUCAAAGUAUAUCCUUGGCUGGUGGUGUACACGUUACAGACAACCUUAAGUAAGACCAUUCGUAUAGUGGACAAAUCUGGAAGUCAACCAACGAACGAUAAGUAUCAGUGACCAUUUAAGUAUGUCUGGUUACAAGGAUGAUACGUGUAUUAGACGAGACGUGUUUUACGUGAGUCAUCGGAGUCUCAGCAGUCACUACCAGCGGUAGUGUUACUGUGGCUGCUCCUCACGCUGUUUGGCUGCUCCAUACUUACGUAGUGUGUUUCAGCACACUUGUGAUUAUCCAUUGUGUGUCUUAAGUACGUAAGGAGAGAAGUGAGUUUAUUAAUGAAUAGGCAAGUGCUUCUUCGAGGGAGAAAGCUUGACACAUCAUCAUCUGUUGUGGCAGUCCAAGAUGGGGGCCAAAAGCAGUACACCGACCUCUGCAGAGAGAGAAAAAAAGCCUGUGGAAGCUGGGUUGCCACCACAGAUACUCACCUUACUUGACAGUCAGGCUAGAUACAUCAGGCAAAACCCCUUGUCAGAGGUUGAUCUUGGUUUGGGACAUGUACCCGAGACAACUGAUGUUCCAUCGACAAUUUGUCAGGAGCGUAUUAAUGAAAUUAAAAAAGAAAGUGAUAAAGCUACUCCUCCAGGAGAGUUUGUUGGUAGAAGUGUGGAAAUGGUUGCUGCUGCAACCAGCAUUCCACGACAGACUGUUGCUGGUUACGCAGAAAAAUGUGCUGCAGCUGCCCUUGCAAGACAGGCUCUUGCUUGUCAUCUGGAGAGGAGUGUUACAACCACCAUUCCACAGAAGACUGUUGCUAAUUAUUUGGAAAAAGAUGACACGACCACUAUUCCAAGACUGAUAGCUGAUGGAUAUGCGAAUAAGGAUAUUCCCUCCAUUCCACAGAAGACUGAUGCUAUAAAUGUGACAGGUAAUGAUAUGCAAGAGACAUUUACUGGAAAUGCAGACGGGAAUAAAACGAACAGUAAACUGCAACAAGACUUUGCUAAUGCUGGAAAUUUUUUAGCUGAACCUAUUAUUUCAAGACAACAAGUAACUGAACUGAAAUGUGAGGAAAGUGAUGCAAGUCAAAAUCAGUUAGAUAGAGCAGUACUUCAGAAUUUAGCUUGUCUAUCUAAGGUGACAAUGGCUGCUGGUGAGGUUGAGGUCACUGAAAAUUUGCAGUGGGAUGCCAGUAAUUGGACAAGAUGUGCUGAAAAUAUAAGUGAAAAUAAAAGCAAUGUAAUUGAAAAUAAUAUCCCAAAAGCUGAAAAUUAUAAGGGUUGUGAUUCUGAGCCACAGCUGUUUACUAAAACACAAUUGGACAGUACAGAUUGUGUUAAAAAUUUAGGAAAUUCUGAAGAUGAAAACACAGUAGUUACUAUGGUAUCAGAGCAGGAUGUUCAGGCAGCAGAAUGGGAAAAAAUCUCUCAAUUUUUAGAAAAAAAUACCCAUUAUCCAAAGAAAGCCUCAGAAAAUCAACUCAGUGACAAGAUUCUUAAAGAUGUUGCCACAGAACAAACACACACACAUGAAGAAACUGGUAUAUGUACAUGUAGUGCUGUGGGACCAGUGAGAGAUGCUAGUGUCAAGAUGAACGACAAGGACAGAAACGUGGCUGAAUAUAAACAACAUAAAG
Messenger RNA from Cherax quadricarinatus, 1630 nucleotides. The record is from RefSeq and is a predicted model, not a curated record. NCBI's taxonomy places the organism in Eukaryota, Metazoa, Arthropoda, Malacostraca, Decapoda, Parastacidae.